Bombyx mandarina (wild silkworm) is the source of this 4504-nucleotide messenger RNA. It is a transcript of the gene M7BP, whose product is annotated as Myosin-7a binding protein. Lineage: Eukaryota; Metazoa; Arthropoda; Insecta; Lepidoptera; Bombycidae. The record is from RefSeq and is a predicted model, not a curated record.
GAUGUGAAGCCAUUGACUGGAAGAGUCAUAAGUGCGUCUUCUAGUGUUAAAAAGAGACAAUGCCGGAUACUCUGUCGCUGACGGCCGGUGUCAGCUUGGGUCUGCUGGCUGGUAUCGUGUCGGGAGUUUGCUAUUUAUAUGCCAACGGACUCGCUUGGUCUGGAGAGUGUGAUCAGCGCAAGCGAUGUUCAAAGUCUUCGAGAGAGUACAUCUGUCGUAGAUGUGGCGGCGACACAACAGGAGGAUUCGUGCCCUGCAUUUGUAACUCGCGGUCGCAAGAGGCGAAAUUUGAAUCCGGCGCAUGGUUCCUGAGACAAGUGCAACAAGCGCUCAGCCUCAUGCCGUGGUCUAUAUCGACCGAGAAACUUGAGCAGAUUGACGAAGAAAAUGAUGACCGAGAUGGUCCAGGGCCAAGCGAAUUGGCUCACAAAGAACUUCGGACUAUACGAGAAUUCUUAGAGACGCUGUCAGGAAAGUUAGCCGGUGGACACCUUGAGAGAACUAGGAUCGGUCCAUUGUACGACCACCCUGCCUAUGUACUUAUGUUCGAGAGACACCACUCAGCGCUGCGCAUCACGUUAACGCAGCUCGCCAUCGCGCUGAGAGACGCGCUAACACAUCUACCAUCACGCAACGCAUCACCAUCAAGUACGAGCAGUGGCCACCACUCAGGCGCGACCACCGCUCAUGUCCAGCUCAAAAGACUGGUAGCGAGGGUGGUGGAAGAGGCUGCGGCUCUACCGGCCCUGACACGAUAUGCUUCAGAACCACCGCACAGUCCAUCCGUUGAGUCUUCCACGUACGAAGACUUACUUGCCACAGCUAUACUCAAUAAGGUGAUCGAGCGUUACCAGAACGAGUCCGGAUCCGGCGGCCGGAGUAGCGGCAUCCACUCAGCCAGCGCGAGCCCCACGCCUUCGGAGCGAUCGUCGCCAAGAUCACUCAACUCCAGAAGUACAAGAGACGUUACAACUCCUUUGCGAGAGGAGGAUGACGUGUCGGACUGGGAACAUGGAGAGCCCACUGAUGACGUCACGGAGGUUUCACAUCGAGUGCCAUUCCCAGAGUACGGACGUGACAUAAUCCAUAACUCCGAUAAUUCGGAGCGAGAUUUCGAUGAAGUAUCCGGCAGCGACCUCCAAGCCGUGGACGGAACGUGGGAAGAGAAUUGGCUGUUCCAAAAGAAAAAAAUUAAAACAGUACAAUCAGUACCGGUGCCUAUGUUAGUCCCAAAUUCGAAUGCUGAAUACAGAGCUCUGAUCGGCGAUAGGGAUGCUGAUGAUACCACCGAUCUAUCAGACUAUACGAGCGACGCGGAAGACGAACCAGAAUUCACGAGCGAUAUUAAAAGAACAUUACAUUCCAAACACGUAAUAGGCGGAAAACUUAAAUUAGACGAGACAUUAGAUUUCGAACCGGACAGCCUUACCAUUAUAGAUGACGAAGUCUUUGAAGAACCCGUUGAAGGGAUUAAGCAAAACGAAAAAGCAUUAAAUAGUAUGCUUGACGAAAUUAAUGACAACAAUGUAUGUGUUGUUGAAACUUCGACGAUUGUUGAUAAAAAUGAAAUAGAUGGUGUUGAUAGAGAUGAAAUAGACGGAGCUAAAGACUCUGUACUUGUUAUCGGUAUAGAGAGCGGACCGUUGCCUAAAGCGGAAUUCAACUUGAAAGAAGAAAUCCACAGGACUCCGGUGAAUGGUUAUGGGAAAGAAAAUGUAGAUGUGGAGUUUAAUGAUGAAGUUGGCAAUGAAUAUUUGGAUAGUCUUCAAAAUCAAGGGUCAAUAAACACCUUGAACCAUCACGAGCGUGAAGGCGAGUAUGAAGAAACAGUGACAUUGCCGGUGCAAAGGUACGCCGACAGCUUGAGAAGGAAACAUUUCGAAAAUGGUCAUCGAGAGAUGCCGACUCGCGAUGUUGAUCAACAGGAAGAUUUGAUUCCAGGCUCAAUAGCAUACCGGGAGCGCCAAAAGUGGUUGAAUUACGUCGAGAUGCCGAACAACCCGUACUCGCCUGAGGCUAUACAGAAGAGGCUAUCUUCAAAGAGCGCUUCCUCGCUGUUCGACACCAUCACCAGAAAAACGAGAGACCUGGAGGAUCACAAUGAGGAACGCGACGUCCGUGCGACCAGCGACGCGUCUAUUGUGGAAGAGAAGCGAAGCGCUUCGUUGAACGCCAGUGCUGAGAAUGUUAACAGAACCGACAGAAGAACUAAAAGUCCCUCCCCAAGGAUACUGAAAGACGUGCUGGCUGACGACAUUCCACAAUACAAGCGUUACGGUCGUGAUUAUUAUAUAAGGGAGGCGAAGACGUCGGCGGGAGGUCGUUUGGGGCACAGCGACACGAGCUCCGCGUCGUCCGUGAGCAAGUGGACGGGCGUGGAGAGCUCCGACCCGGGCUCCGCGUCGCCAGUAAGUGCCUGCAGCUCGUUGAGCGACCUGGAGGCGGCCGCGCUGCACCAGAACUUCGUCCGCGCCGUGCUCAGCCCCAGAAACGCGAGCCCCAACUUCGCGAUCAAUCCCAUAUUCGAGAACCCCGAUAGACAAUACGACAACGCUGUCGAGAAUCACGCAACAGACGCACUAAACAGAAACACGAACGGAUUACUUAUAAAACAAUUCAACUUGAUCGCAACGAACCAACAGUACACGAAAUUCAAUAAAGAACGUCCAAUUGAAUCAAUAACUACGAUGACUAAUAAUAACAAUAAUACGGAUAUACUAAUUGAAUACGAUGACGCCAAUGAACAGACAUUAUUUGCCGCCGAACCCGUCGCUGUAGAUGAAGAUACAGACAAAAAAUUCGAAGAAAUAAUACAAACGGCUUAUGAAACAAGAGACAUUGAGAAAGACCAACCGCUCAAAUCGCCAGCGAGCGUCGAUGACUCUUACAUCAGCACCAGUAGCGUAGAAGAUUCUAUCAAAAUAUACAACGUGCAGACCGGCGAGAUUAUGAAGUGUAAACCCGAAGAUAGCUUAUCAGCGAGAUACGGGACCGACUGCAAUGACAACGUAGAUAACGAAAUCUCUAGAGAGGCUGAUAGCUCCAGUCCGUGUCGAGAUCUCGACGAGGACACUUCAAGCCAAAAAGAACCAAGGUAUAUAGAUGAGCUGGAUGAAGUCCUACCCCAUCUGCCUAAAGUGAAGGAGCUGGCCAAGAAAUUCGUCAGCAUGGAGAACCUCAGCGAACCCGUUAAGGUGCCGCAGCCCUACUCACGACGACGACGGAGCAAAGAGAAUAUUUUAAAGGACACACAAACAAAGCAAGUGUAUAUGCAUAGUCUAACAGCCAGGAGCAUUUCAAAAGAGUUUCGUGACGAACUUAAAUUGUCUAUGCCAACUCCGAUCACUGUACCAGGAGGCUCCAAAGAGAUCCCAGAAGGAACCGAGGAGGUGACUAAGGAGUCCAGUAGACCAGGAAGUCCGAUGCCGGAGCCGGGCACGUUAAAAAAUAAAUUAGCGUUCUUCGAGAGUUUAAAAAAUAAAUUUAGCAAUAAAUGAUCUGGUGCUGUGUUAAUGCGAUCAUAGUACAAGUUAUUUAAUAAGUAAAAUCCCACGUCUACAAAUAUUUUAUUUCAAAAUUUUAAAAUAUCCAACUCAGGAUCCAUAAAGUAUCUAUAAUCUAAUAAAAUUCUAGCAAUGCAGAAAUAAGACGCCACUAUAUGUGGUCACAUUAAACUCACAUGCCGUCUAACUGUAUAGCACUUGUAACUGUACCUACCAAUUCGUAAAUAAUCUACAAAUUUAUUUCUGUUUUAUAAUGUAAAAAUGUAUUUAUUACAUAAACAUAGUAAAAAAACAAUCAAUACAUAACAAAUACAGUUUAUUUCAGAAAUAGCUUUUACAUUACAUGUUUAAUUUCAUUAUCAUUGACAUUUUUGGCUUGACGUUUAUAAAAGCUGACAGUUCUGACUGACGAGUACUGUAAUUAAUAUUAGAAUUACUGCGUGAUUUUUAAGUACAUUGCGUUAAUUGUCUAUACAACGGUAUUCCGCGACUACAAUUUGUUUGUCAAAAUAAAUUUUGUAGCUCAUUACUGUGUGGGUGUUAGGUGCCUUUUUAUUUUUCAUGAUUACAAUUAUUUCAUUGCGGAUGGUCACAAUGUGCACAGACUGUGAUUUAAUUAAAAAAAAAAGGUGAUUAGACGACUUAUGGGCAUAUGUCCCAAAUAGUCAUACAUGUUAAGCAUAUUGGCGAAUGAUUAACAAUUUUAGUAACAGCACGAUUGAGAAAUAAAAUAGUUGAACAUUGCGUUUCAAAGUGAUGAUGCGGUCAUAUUUAAUUGUCAAGAUCAAGUUUAGUUGACUUAAAAUUGCAACGAUCAUAAAAAAAACUUGACAAUUUUUUUUUUUUUUAUAAUAAAAUCACAUUCUGUUUCAUAAAUUAUUAUUAGGUUACGGUGUAUAUAACUGGUGCCAUUUUGUAAUCUUUCACAUUUUUUCCAUUUAUUUAAGUGAUCAUAUUUAAGCUAAUGCCAAAGUUGUAAAUAAAUAGAAACGACAAAUGUA